Molecule: messenger RNA, 1697 nt
Organism: Ostrea edulis (European flat oyster)
Lineage: Eukaryota; Metazoa; Mollusca; Bivalvia; Ostreida; Ostreidae
Exons: 2
Coding region: 27-1667 (546 amino acids)
Source: RefSeq, a predicted model, not a curated record
UGCACGUGUCGCCCCCAAGCAAUGCAAUGUAUCUGAAUACGGAUAAAGAGGACGAUGCUUCUGUACAGACGCAACUCUCCGACAGUUACAUUGGAUUUGGAACAGAUGAUCCUCAAACACAAAUGACGGAGGGGGUGAGUUCAUCUGAUGACGCAUACCUCUACCGUACAACCACUGAUGACGCAUACCUCUCCCAUACGACCACUGAUGACGCAUACCUCUACCAUACGACCAUUGAACAAAGCGUGUCAAAACAACCGACGAGUACCACAACAUAUGACUGGAUUCGAUUUUCCGAAAACCCAGAGGCAAUCAAUGCAAAGACAACAACUCCAGCGGAAUUCUCAAACACACACAUAGGCAGUGCGUUGUUAUUUCACAAACAAGUGACUCCGUCUACCGUCUCACUGCCAUCUACAACUGUAUUCAGAGAAACAGAUGUUGUCGAGGAAUCAGAGACAGAUGCUUCACAUUCAGAUGGAUAUCUCUCUAAAGUUCUCACUUCUCCUGACGAUUCCGAACACUCUCCUGAGCAUUCAGUGAGUAUACUACAAGACAAAUCAACUCAGGAAGACUCAUCUAAAUACACAAACCCUUCACACGCAGAGGACAAUCAGGACCCUAUUCCAAAUUUACAUCAGGAGAAAGAUCCAGCCCCUCUUCAGGCUGGUUUGCCGUCCCAUGAUUUAGAAUCGACCAUAACAGCAGAGAAUGGUUAUCUCGAGGACACGACAGCGGAGGACCGACCCGGCUUAGAUGUUUCACCCCCAUUAACUACCUCCAUAAACUCAUCAGACGACCAUUCUGCAUCUGCUGAACAGCUUCUCGGGAAUUUAACUUCGUUAACACGAGAGGAAGUACGCGCAGCCAUAGACCGACACUUGGGACCCGUUCUUAUAUCGGCGAUGAAAACAAAUGAUGCACCAGCGGCAUUAAGUUGUCUUAAUAAAUCUACUAAUAUUCCUCAGCAGGAAGAGAGAAACCCCGACAGAGCGCAUGUGCAAAGUCUUGAUACCGGAAAUGAUAUAGAAGAUACGGAACCAGGUUUCGAUGCUGCGACCAGCUGUUAUAUAGGAAAAAUGGACCUGGCAAUAUUGGUUGAUGCGUCCGAUGAUUUCCGAAAGAGGGAUAUGAUACGUCUGCAACGGUUUAUUAUUAAGUUACUCCGACCAUACAAGUUUGGUGAAGAAAAUAUCAAAUUAUCUAUGAUAACCUUUAACACGAAAUCGCACCUGGUGUUCGAUUUUGAGCAGUUUGACCAUGACCUUAGGACGGGAGGAAGGUCCGCGGUUGAGAGCAGAAUUAGGAAAAACUUGAAACCAGGAGGGCACAAAAAUACGGCCUCUGUUUUACACGUGACAAAUAAACUUUUUGGUGAAUGCGGGGACCGUAGCACUGUGCCUAAUCUAGUUCUACUCAUCACAGGCGGUGCUUUGUUGGAAGGCAACCGCGAACAGACGCUACAGGAGGCGAUGACUUUGAAACAAAACGGGAUACGCAUCGUUGGUUUAGUUGUUGGGCAGUGUGAUGGUGAAGAGAUACAUGAUUUCAAGUCGGUUGUGUUGAACAGUCAAGACGCCAUAUGCGUGAAAACGUCAAAAUUGCUUCCGUCAUUCAGUGAAGAAUUGAGGGAGAAGCUAUGCAGGGAAAUAGCAAGCACGAAAUAAGAAUUUAAUAAAAGGUUUUAUUAGAGUAAA